This is a messenger RNA of Camelina sativa (false flax), 793 nucleotides long. Lineage: Eukaryota; Viridiplantae; Streptophyta; Magnoliopsida; Brassicales; Brassicaceae. The record is from RefSeq and is a predicted model, not a curated record.
UCAUUUCGCUCAAAUCCUUUUGAAAACCCUAAUUUCUCUCUCUCUCUCUCUCUCUCUCUCUGUGAAAUUUCUCCGGGGAACGAACAUGGCGGAGUGUCCGAUGGAUCUCAUCAACGAUCUCUUCCUCCGUCUCGCAGCAGCUACGCUCGUACGUUGUCGCGUCCUCUCGAAGCCAUGCUUCUCUCUUAUCGACAGUCCAGACUUCGUCUCGUCUCACCUCAGUCGCAGACUCGAAACAGGAGACCAUCUCAUGGUCUUACUCCGAGGACCUCGCAUUCUACGCACGGUGGAGCUCGACGCGCCGGAGAACGUCUCCGACAUCGACCACCCUCUGCAAGCCGGAGGUUUUACAGAGGUUUUUGGUUCUUUGAACGGUGUCGUCGGCUUAGUAAACUCUCCCGUAGACAUGGCUCUGUUCAAUCCGUCGACCAGGAAGAUUCACCGGUUACCAAUUGAGCCUCUUGAUUUCCCAGAACGUCACAUCACUCGUGAGUAUGUGUUUUACGGUUUGGGUUAUGAUUCUGUGAGCGACGACUUCAAAGUUGUGAGGAUUCUUCAGUCUAAGCUUAAAGGAGGCAAUGACAAUUUUGGUUACCCUGUUGAGAUCAAAGUUUUCAGCUUGAAGAAGAAUUCGUGGAAGAGGGUCUAUCUUCUCUUUGAGGUUCAGAUUCUUUUCAUCUAUUUCUAUUACGAUGUGUUGCCUCGCCGUGGAUUUGGUGUUGUUGCUAAGAAUCAUCUUCACUGGAUUUUGCCUCGGAAGCAAGGAUUGAUCGCNAAGUCGAAACUGUUUUAG